AUGUAUGAGCCGACACUGUCACCCAGCCAUCACCGUCGCGUGAGCUAUCCCAGGCGAAAACGGAUCUCAUUGCAGAUUGCACUCCUCUUAUUCAUCCUCGGCUACCUGGGUAGGACAGCUCUGUACUCGCUUGAGAAUAGUCGCAGCCAGGCGUGUCCCCGAGACUCGAUCACCUUGAGCAAAGAGGAGACGCUGUCGUCGUCGGUUGACAGCGGGUCAAUAAAGACCGGGCAAGAAGACAGCGCCCUGCCACGAGUGCUCGAUGUGUCCUCGGAAACUCAUCAGUCAACAUCUCACGCCGAGGUGAAAGAGACAAGGCCCGACGAUGUCGACAAAGAACUCGACCAAUUUGUCGAAUCUCUAGAGAAUGUGCUCUUGACCCUACCGGACCCGCCUGAGAUCAUCGACACAAUCGGCCCGAUCGAAGGUACGGGUGAAAUCAUGGUUCGCGAGAUAGGGCUUCGAGCGCGCCUGUUCAAAAGUGCGCUGGAUGCUUGGGAAGCUUUGCAAACGAUCGCCUCUGACAAUCGUCUCCGUCUUCGAGGUGAUGUACUCCAACAGCUCAUGCAGAAUCCGGAAAUUGCAACCCGUCUGGAGAUGGAUCACACGGCUCUGAUUCAUAAGUAUGAAGAGUUCCAUUCCUACUUCGUGGCACUAUCAGAGCGUCUCUUUGCCUGGACGUUGCCGUAUUUCCCAGACUUGGUCGCCUUGCAUGCACAGCUCUGGAGUGGAGGGAAAGGGAUCGUCUUGACGGGAGGAAACCAUCAAGCGUCCUACCUGUUGACCUCGAUUCAAUCUCUGCGGGACAUGGGCUGUGAAUUGCCCAUUGAAGUCAUGUAUCUUGGAGACGAGGAUCUGGGCCGGCUGAACCGGAGGAAACUGGAAAAGAUCAAGGGAGUCAUCACGCGAGAUCUCAGUCCCCUCGUCAACGAUCGAGGAUGGAAACUGAAAGGCUGGGCCCUGAAGCCCUUUGCAAUCAUGCUGUCCAGUUUCCGCGAGGCCAUUUUCAUCGAUGCGGAUUCGUUGUUUCUGCGCGAUCCAUCCAUUCUGUUCUUGCACCCAGACUACCAGAGGACAGGCGCACUUUUCUUCAAAGACCGAAUCAUCGAGCCGGCGUCCAAGCUCGCCUGUCAUAUGCAGGAGUCCGGGGUCGUUGUGGUGGAUAAAUGGAAGCAUUUUGUGCCUCUAAUGGUCAUCACUCGACUGAAUGGACCAGAUCGUGACGGAAAUGCGUUUGAAGGCCGUGUGGGUGUCUAUGACAUGGUUUUUGGCGACAAAGAGACCUUCUGGCUCGGCUUCGAACUCGUCGGAGACACCAACUACGCCUUUCACGAUGGCAAAGUAGCCAUUCUCGGCGUCGCAAAACCAGACUCACCAACGUACAGCCCCGCGCCAGACUUCGACACCCCAAGAGACGACAAUUCCAGCUCCUCCUCAAUAUCCAUCGUCGACACCAGCAAGAAGACAUUCUCUAUAUGCGCCCCUCAACUGCUCCACCUCGACGUGGAUGGUCGACCACUCUGGUUCAAUGGGUGGUUGCUUCCGAGCAAAUUCUCCGAUGAUCCCCGGCUACAACCCGUUAACUUCACCUCUUUUAUUGUCGAGUCGGCUGACAGCGAAAAUCCAAGUCCGUGGGAGGUCAAGGAGGAUAACGUGCUGUGUUUAUCGUCGGAGAAGGUGGUUGAGUUGACACUGGCGGAGAAGGAGUCUCUUGAUUCGACAGUGAGAACGGCGAGGAAAGUUGGGGCGAUAGGGUAG
Molecule: messenger RNA, 1758 nt
Organism: Penicillium diatomitis
Lineage: Eukaryota; Fungi; Ascomycota; Eurotiomycetes; Eurotiales; Aspergillaceae
Product: putative alpha-1,3-mannosyltransferase
Exons: 3
Coding region: 1-1758 (585 amino acids)
Biological process (GO): protein O-linked glycosylation
Cellular component (GO): Golgi apparatus
Molecular function (GO): alpha-1,3-mannosyltransferase activity
Source: RefSeq, a predicted model, not a curated record